Messenger RNA from Pipistrellus nathusii (Nathusius's pipistrelle), 447 nucleotides. The record is from the annotation of a GenBank genome assembly. NCBI's taxonomy places the organism in Eukaryota, Metazoa, Chordata, Mammalia, Chiroptera, Vespertilionidae.
AUGAAAGGAGAUAAUAGUCCAACAACUACUUUUCUCCGGAUGCACCUGGUGCUUGAGCCUUCUGUCCAUGAAAAGCAGUGGCAGGCAUCCUCAGGAAGGAGUCUGCAGUCUUUGGAAAUAACCAGAAUAACUGCUAACUUUUCUGUGAGCUGGGUGCUGGGCUGUGGACUUCACAAUGACCCAAUGAAUGAGGUAGGCACUGCUGUCCCUGUUCCACAGAUGAGGGAACUGAGGCACAGAGAGGUUAAGUCACCUGCUGGAGGUUGCACAGCUAGGUCUGAACCCCACCCUGUCGAAAAUGUAAAACCCAGGCUCCUAAACCCGGGGCCUGGGCAGGUCUUGUUGCAAGUGAGUUGUUUCCGUCCUGGUCACAACAGGUUAAUGAACUGGCUGGAGAAAAAAAGCCACGCCAAGGAGCUUCCAGCCCUGGGGGCUGGGGAAAUUUAG